CACCACAAAAACCAUAUACUUUUUCCAAUUUUUAAAAAACAAAACUCUUAAAAGUUUCUGUGUCUUUUUUUUUUCUUUUUUUUUUUGGAGAAUUGAAACAUAUGAAGCAAUCGUCAUAGAAGCAGCAGAGAUUCACCUUCUUCACUCUCCUUUCUUUAUCUUUCCCUCUCAGAAACAGAGAACCAAAAAAAAAUUCAAAAAAAGAAAAAGAACAACGCCAAACCAAAACGAUGGCGUUUCAUCACAAUCAUCUUUCUCAAGACCUCUCCUUCAAUCAUUUCACCGACCAACACCAACCACCUCCUCCGCAACCGCAACCUCCUCCUCCUCCUCCGCAACCGCAACAUUUCCAAGAAGCUCCUCCUCCUAACUGGCUCAACUCAGCGCUUCUCCGCUCCUCAGACAACAACGGCAACAACAAUUUCCUCAACCUCCACACAGCCACCGCGAACACAACCACCGCUAGCAGCUCUGACUCUCCUUCCUCCGCCGCCGUCGCUGCUAACCAGUGGCUAUCUCGCUCCUCUUCCUUCCUCCAACGAAACAACAACAACAACAACGCGACCGCUUCCGCCGUUGUUGGAGACGGAAUCGAUGACGUCACUGGAGGAGGAGGAGGAGGAGGAGGACCGGAGACGAUGAUUGGCGGAGAGAUGAAAAGCGGAGGAGAUAACAAAAACGACGGAGGAGGAGUCGCGGUGGCGGACGGGGUUGUGAGCUGGCAGAAUGCGAGACACAAGGCGGAGAUCCUCUCUCAUCCUCUCUACGAGCAGCUUUUGUCGGCGCACGUUGCGUGUUUGAGAAUCGCUACUCCUGUUGAUCAGCUUCCGAGGAUCGACGCUCAGCUUGCUCAGUCGCAGCACGUCGUCGCUAAGUACUCAGCUUUAGGCGCCGCCGCUCAAGGACUCGUCGGCGACGACAAAGAGCUUGACCAGUUCAUGACGCAUUAUGUGCUGCUUCUGUGUUCUUUCAAAGAGCAAUUGCAACAACAUGUGCGUGUUCAUGCUAUGGAAGCUGUGAUGGCUUGUUGGGAGAUUGAGCAGUCUCUUCAAAGCUUAACAGGAGUGUCUCCUGGUGAAGGGAUGGGAGCAACAAUGUCGGAUGAUGAGGAUGAGCAAGUAGAGAGUGAUGCUAAUAUGUUCGAUGGGAGCUUAGAUGUCUUAGGGUUUGGUCCUCUGGUUCCUACCGAAAGCGAGAGAUCCUUGAUGGAAAGAGUUAGACAAGAACUUAAGCAUGAACUCAAACAGGGUUACAAGGAGAAGAUAGUAGACAUAAGAGAGGAGAUACUGAGGAAGAGAAGAGCUGGGAAAUUACCAGGAGACACCACCUCUGUUCUCAAAGCAUGGUGGCAAUCUCAUUCGAAAUGGCCUUACCCUACUGAGGAAGAUAAGGCGAGAUUGGUGCAGGAGACAGGUUUGCAGCUAAAGCAGAUAAACAAUUGGUUCAUCAAUCAGAGAAAGAGGAACUGGCACAGCAAUCCAUCUUCUUCCACUGUCUUAAAGAACAAACGCAAAAGGUGACAACAGCGGAAGAGAGCGUUUUGCGUAGAAAGAACAGAGAUAAGUGAAUUUGGGAGGUGGAAGAUGGAAUUCGAGUUUCAGGGUUUAGGGGUUAAGGUUGAGAAAUUUAUGGAGGAGUUUGGGUUAUACAGAGAGAGGGGACAGUAUUAGAAAGUAACUUUUUGUGCAAUUACAUAGUACGUAGUUUUGGUUUAUGUGUCAUGCUGCCCAUAUAUUUUAUUAAGUAGUACACAAACCCAAAAAAAAAAAAAAGAUUAAAAAGAAAAGGAGAUUCAGGCUUUUGUUUAAUGUUUGUUGUUGUUUGUGUUUGCUUGUCUGCAUGAGUUUUAUUUAUGAACCAUCAGAUAAUCAUCAUCAUCAUUAUGUCUUGUGAGUAAGAAGAUAGCGAGAGGAGAGUAUUGUGAUGCACAGUUUUUAUAACCUUUUUUUAUAGUUCAGUUCAGUCUAUAUGUUCCUCCGUAUUAA
This is a messenger RNA of Camelina sativa (false flax), 1985 nucleotides long. RefSeq names its product homeobox protein knotted-1-like 3. The record is from RefSeq and is a predicted model, not a curated record. Gene Ontology annotation, biological process: regulation of DNA-templated transcription. Gene Ontology annotation, cellular component: nucleus. Gene Ontology annotation, molecular function: DNA binding. NCBI's taxonomy places the organism in Eukaryota, Viridiplantae, Streptophyta, Magnoliopsida, Brassicales, Brassicaceae.